This is a messenger RNA of Pedinophyceae sp. YPF-701, 741 nucleotides long. The record is from the annotation of a GenBank genome assembly. Lineage: Eukaryota; Viridiplantae; Chlorophyta; Pedinophyceae.
AUGGUGAAGCUCAAGAACAAGUCACACUACUCGCUGAACCCGGCGGACCGCGAGCGCAAGAAGCAGCGGCGGAAGGAGAUUGAACGCAACCGUAGGGAACGCAAAUUCAACCGCGAUGCGAGCAGCAAGAAGGACAAUCCAGAGGACCUCAAAGCCGAGCUCGAGGAGCUCCUCGGCAAGGAGGAGGAGUCAGGGAAGCUCAACCAAGUGGACCGACUGCGAAAGAAGGUGUUGCAGGACCAGCUGAAGAUCGCGAUCAAGGAGCAGCACCACGCGAGGACAGGCACGGACACCAGCAAGGGCUUCGACCCCGUCCUCUUCAGCCGCGCGCAGACGGGCGCCGCGGAACCGAGCGCCGCUGCCGUCGACGCUGCCGUCGCCGCUCCGUCGCCUGAGGCCGCGGCGCCCAGCGCGGACGCCGAGCUCCUGCCGCCGCCCGGGCGGCCGUUCGGGCUCCUCCCGCCGCCCGCCACGGCGCCCCCAGCGGCGGCGGCGAUCGCGUACGGGCGGCCAGCGAUGCCGCCGCCCAUGCGCCGCCGCCCGUCGCGCCGCCGCCCCCGGGCGGCCCGCCCGCGCGCCCAGCGAUGCCGCCGCCCGCUGCGCCGCCCGCGCAGCCCGCGGGGGAGCCGAAGAAGGUCAGCGCGGUCAUCGGCGCGAGCAGCACCGUCGUCAAGGCCCACGAGGACAAGGCGCUACUGGCGUUCGUCCCGGCGCACAUCCAGGCGCAGAGGGCCGGCGUGA